AUGGAAAUGAAAAGAAAUACUUUCCAAGCAUCCACAUUUAAAAUCAAUCUAUCUAUCCCAGCCUGUACAUAUCUAUCUAUCUAUCUAUCUAUCUAUCUAUCUAUCUAUCUAUCUCAGCCUGUUGAUAUCUAUCUAUCUAUCUAUCUAUCUAUCUUCUAUCUAUCUAUCUAUCUAUCUAUCUAUCUAGUUUUGAUAAGGUUGGCUGUCUUAAAUUUUAUCCUAUCUAUCUAUCUAUCUAUCUAUCUAUCUAUCUAUCUAUCUAUCUAUCUAUCUAUUCACUGGUUAGACACACGGAUUAACCAGCACGUACCCGGAAGAAUUAGGAAUGUCAAAUCACGGAUAACUUCUAUCUCUCUAUCUAUCUAUUGUAGUUCUUACUUCUAUCUAUCUCAAUCUUUCCAUAUCUAUCUAUCUAUCUAUCUAUCUAUCAAAUUUCACAAAAUAAUUCUAUUUUUUUUCACAAUUGUCAUUCUUAUACAUAUCUAUCUAUCUAUCUAUCUAUCUAUCUAUCUAUCUAUCUAUCUAUCUAUCGCAGUCUGUUCAUAUCUAUCUAUCUAUCUAUCUAUCUAUCUAUCUCAGUCUCUUCAUAUCUAUCUAUUCAUUUCUCACGCUUCCUAUAUCCAUCUAUCUCAAUAUCUAUCUAUCUAUCUAUCUAUCUAUCUAUCUAUCUAUCUAUCCCAGCUUGUUCAUAUCUAUCUAUCUAUCUAUCUAUCUAUCUAUCUAUCUAUCUAUCUAUCAAUCUAUCUAUCUAUCUAUCUAUCUCAGAAGAAGUUGAUCAUCGGAACCAUUUUUUUUUAA
Molecule: messenger RNA, 798 nt
Organism: Acanthosepion pharaonis
Lineage: Eukaryota; Metazoa; Mollusca; Cephalopoda; Sepiida; Sepiidae
Source: the annotation of a GenBank genome assembly